Diversispora eburnea is the source of this 1347-nucleotide messenger RNA. NCBI's taxonomy places the organism in Eukaryota, Fungi, Glomeromycota, Glomeromycetes, Diversisporales, Diversisporaceae. The record is from the annotation of a GenBank genome assembly.
AUGUCUCGAAAUUUACUUAGUAUUCUUGCUAUCAACAAUAUUCCAUUAAGUAGUCUUCAUAAUACUGACGAAGAGGAUCUCUGGAGUGAAACUUCUGGAGAUACUGUUGAUUCUUGGGCUUCAAAUAACAGUAAAACAAAUGAAGAUAAAGCUUUCGAAGAAACAAUAUCUUGGGAAGACGAAGUUUUACAAAGUGUUGAUGAUUUAGAAGAAAAGAGAACCAGCAUUCGGGAAAAUGCGUUGGCGAAAUUAAUUCGUCUUCUCUCUCGUAAAUUUUCUGCCUAUCUCCUUGAAUCUAGACGACAAUCAUUGCUUGAUCUCUUAAUCCGUUCAAUAAAAAAAGAUAAAAACUAUAAAGAAAAUGUUUUGGCUGCCAAAGUUUUGGCAUUACUCUUUAUUACUUUUGGUGAAGGACAUGAAGAAAUGUUUCAAGAAGUCGUAUCAAUAUUAAAAUAUAUUAUUAUAAAUACUGCGUCUCCCGAAGUUAAGAGUGUGUGCAUUAAAACUCUUGGAUUGAGUUGUUUUAUAGCCGGAUCCAAAUAUGAAGCUAUUGAUCUUCUUAACUUCCUUUCUGAUAUUAUAAGAACUUCGGGUGCAAGUGUAAAUGCAUAUGACAAUGCUGGCACAAUUACUAGUGCACUUAACACUUAUGGUUUAAUUUUUUCCGAAUUAUGGAGUAAUAGUCAAAAGGGAGGGACACAGAAAGCGAAGGAGGAAUUUGAGCGUGUUAUGCCUGAUCAUACUAAACAACUUGAAUCUUCUACUAUGGAAGUUAGAGUAGCUAGUGGUGAAAAUAUAGCUUUAAUGUUUGAAACUUUGGGAAUUGGGCGAAGAAUUGAUUCAGAAAGAUGGGGAAAUGAAGAUAAUUCAGACGAAGAAGGUGAUACUGAUUAUGAUGGUAUGGAACAAUUGACAAAUAUGUUGAGCACUUUGGCUACUGAUAGCAAUCGUUAUCGAGCAAAGGCUGAUCGUAAAAUUCAAAGAUCUGUAUUUAGAGAUGUUUUGAGAACUGUCGAGGAUGGUGAUCAUAUAAAAGAAAAACUCAAGUUUAAAAACCAAACAGUUUAUUUCACCACUUGGGCAAAAAUUAUACAAUUGAGAUCCUUCCGCGAAAUAUUAACUGAAGGAUUAAAAGUACAUUUCGAAGAAAACACUUUACUUCAAGAGAUUUUUGAAUUUGUGCCCCCUCCCCCACUAGAACCUCCACGAAGUAGACCAGAUUCAGCAUUGAGCUUUAACACCGCUGGAUCUGAUACGGAUACUUCAAUAUCAAAAAGGAAAUUAAAGAAUAAUAAUAAACGGGCAAAGGUUAGAAAAGGAAGUAAGCAGAAAGGGGAUAUUGGUUAG